Molecule: messenger RNA, 2789 nt
Organism: Phragmites australis (common reed)
Lineage: Eukaryota; Viridiplantae; Streptophyta; Magnoliopsida; Poales; Poaceae
Product: probable N6-adenosine-methyltransferase MT-A70-like
Exons: 7
Coding region: 394-2520 (708 amino acids)
Cellular component (GO): RNA N6-methyladenosine methyltransferase complex
Source: RefSeq, a predicted model, not a curated record
UUUUUUUCUGUGUUAUGCUAGAGAAUUGAUGCUGAAUGACUGAUCGGCUUGAAGGAAGUAGAGUUGUGUUUUCUCUCUCUUUGAGCACAAGGACUGCAUAUUUGGAAGGAGCGAAACCGCCGUCUCUUUGAGCACAAGGAAGCCACCUGGUGUGCAGUUCUGAUCUUCAUCUAGGACGAGUUCAAUCUGUGGUUUUCAAUAGGUGCGAGGGUCACUGGGUAGCUAGUACUAGCAGCAGUAGAGUAGAGUGUGAUCUUGCAUCUGGUUGACACUAGUCGAUCAACUCAACGCCCAGAAUCUCUCUCUAAAAAAAAAGGGUAGCCUUGCCCUUUCCCACGCCGUCAAGCCGCAACAGUAGCUCCAAAACCCUCGUCGAUCUCGUCGCCACCGACCAUGGAGGCGCAGACCGACGCCGCCCCCGGCGGCGGUGACGACCUGGCGACCAUGCGCGAUCAGUGUCGGAUCUUGGAAGAGUCCAUCUCCGCCCGCCGGGAGGUGCAACUCGACCUCAUCGCCUCCCUCCAGCACCUCGUCCCGGACCUGGUCCCCUCCCUCGACCGCUCCCUCCGCCUCAUCGCUGCCUUCAACGGCCGCCCCUUCGUCCCCACCCCGAACCCCAACGCCGCCGCGCACGCGCAGAACCCCAACCUCAAGCACCCCCACCGCCGCACCCUCCCAGACCCGGCCCGCUCCACCCGCCGCAAGACCUCGCCCGGAUCCUCCCCGACCUCCGCCGCGGCGGGAGGCGCCGGCGCCGUCGGAGGCAUCGAUGCCGUGCGCACCAUGGUCGCCGUGUGCCUCCUCGAGCUAGUCCCCUUCGCCGAGAUCGACGCCGCCGCGCUCGCGCGCCGCCUGCAGGCGGAAACGUCGUCCGCCAGCGAGGCAGAGCGGGCGGCUCUCGCCGACCUCGCGGCGGAGCUGGGAGGCUCCGUGCCCGCCGCGGUGGCCCUGGCGCUCCGUCGCAUUGCGGAAGACGGCGGUGGCUUGCAGAUCGAGGAGGCCUUCAUUGGGGGCAAGCAGAUGACGAUGGUCUGGGCCAUCGACCGGAGCAAACUCCUCAAAGAGCUACCGGAGUCCGCCUCUGUGCCCCAAGUCCAACCUCCGCGAACUCCACAGGCGGCCCCGCCCGAGACUGAUGCUAGCAGCGCCAUGAUACCGAGGGCCCCCCCGCCGCAGCCGCAGCCGGAUAUGUGGGGACACCCAAUGCCACCGAUGUUCCCACGGUCUAGGGGCAUGGCGAUGCCGAGGAUUCCGCCAGGAUUGAUGCCGCUGCAGCGGCCAUUCAUGGCGCCAGGGGCGGUUAUCCCAAUGGGUGGUGGUCCGGGACCCAGCCCCACCCAGCUGAAGCAGAGGACAGAGGAGGACGACCUGAAGGAUUUAGCGCUGCUGCUGAACAAGAAGACAUAUAGAGAGAAGCAGAAUACGAAGACUGGAGAGGAGCUGCUGGAUCUCAUUCACCGGCCUACGGCAAAAGAGACUGCUGUCGCAGCAAAGUUCAAAACAAAGGGUGGCUCCCAGCUAAAGGAAUAUUGUACCAAUUUAACUAAAGAAGAUUGCCGACGCCAAACAGGUUCCUUUGUGGCCUGUGAUAAGGUCCACUUUCGGCGUAUUAUCGCUCCUCAUACUGAUACAAACCUAGGAGACUGUUCUUUCCUGGACACUUGCCGUCACACAAAGACUUGCAAGUAUGUCCACUACGAGCUUGAUCAAACACCAGAUGUACCUCCAAUGAUGGCUGGUGCCCUUGCACCACCUAGGCAAAUAAAGCCCCAGAGAGCUGAAUAUUGUUCAGAAAUAGAGCUUGGAGAAUCUCAAUGGAUAAACUGUGAUAUUCGGAACUUCAGAAUGGACAUCUUAGGACAGUUUGGGGUGAUUAUGGCUGACCCCCCUUGGGAUAUUCAUAUGGAGCUCCCAUAUGGCACAAUGGCUGACGAUGAAAUGAGGACACUUAAUGUUCCAGCUUUGCAAACUGAUGGUUUAAUUUUCUUAUGGGUCACUGGUCGUGCAAUGGAACUUGGGCGUGAAUGUCUGGAGCUCUGGGGUUACAAGCGUGUUGAGGAAAUUAUCUGGGUGAAGACUAAUCAACUUCAACGAAUCAUUCGAACUGGCCGCACUGGCCAUUGGUUGAAUCACAGUAAAGAACAUUGUCUUGUUGGAAUAAAAGGAAACCCUUUAGUGAACAGGAAUAUAGACACUGACGUUAUUGUUGCCGAAGUGCGUGAAACAAGCAGAAAACCUGAUGAGAUGUACGCCAUGCUAGAACGGAUAAGCCCAAGGACAAGGAAGCUGGAACUGUUUGCAAGAAUGCAUAAUACACAAGCUGGAUGGCUUUCUCUGGGUAACCAGUUAAACGGAGUAAGGCUUGUCGAUGAAGGGUUGCGAGCAAGGUACAAGGCUGCUUAUCCCGAUGGUGGGGUGCAGCCGUCAUCACCUCCCAGAACAAGCGCACCUAUGGAUGUUGACCAAAGCAAUUCACAGAAACCUAGUGCUGCGCCAGAUGGUGGCGAGAGACCUGCCUGAUGCUGGCAACCUUACCUCGAAGGACCUGGCUGUGCUUGACUCGUCAUGCAAUGAUCACUGUUGAUCGCAUAGUUUUUAUCACUGUUAGUGUUACGUCUGUUGUAAAAUUAGGCAGCUCGGCCGGUUGUAUUUGGUUACUGAAAAAAGAGAAGGCCAGGAGAUUGUUGUAUAUCUCAGACAGAUAUCGGAUGAAAGGAGAUACAGCCCCUUCUGAUAUUGCCACCAGUGUAAUCAGGGGCUGAUUAUCAGUACGCAUCAUGUUUUUCAAA